GCUGGCACACCAGACGUGAUGGUUUAUUAGGUUUAUAAUGUUUAUUGUUUCCGGGCGUAAUUUCACUGUUCGCAAGUUCGAUCUAGGUUUCUAUAAUAUCGACCGUAUGUAAACAUUCAUCCAUCUGGACCGUUCGAAUAUAGUGUGACGUGAUGUGCGCGAGUUUUAGUGUGAAUAUGUGCUGACACACUUAGAAGCCACUGUGGUCGUGUCGACAGUGUAUCAUGACAAAGGAUUGCAUUUGUCUCCUGUGCGCCGCCGACACCUGUGAACCCGGCCGUCUUGUAAUGUCUAGGGUAUUAUCGUAAGUUGAUAUGUUACAUAUAAGUACACUGGCUAGUUAGUGUUCAUUUAAAAACAAAAACUAGAACGACAUUAUUAUAAUAAUGAAAGGAGUUCGUAUCUGAUAUCACGCAAAUGCGACCAGUCAUGCUACAGGUAUUGCUUACGGCAAUGCUUUGGCUCCUGGUGUCUGACAGCAAUGCACAAAUGUUCGAUCAUGACAUGGGCGUAUUAGACAGACGAGUGUUGACUGAUGGUGUGGACUAUGAGGUAUUCGACAAAACGUUGGCAUCUAAAUCAGAUUCAAAUUCUCGUACUUCACGAACAAAUUCUUCACAACAGCAACUUGUGACUAGUCCAACAAAUCGUCUGAUAUCUGCAUAUAAUCCCCCUGAUAGAAACACAUUUACACCACCACUGCCUCCAGAACAUUUCAAUCCAUUUGCUGAUAAACCGACACUUCGUGGUAGUAAUUCAGAAAAGUCAUUACCACCUCGAAGGCCUGGAAUUGUGCAGGCCAAAUAUGAUAAAGAUUUUAUACCAAUCAGACCUGUUGACGUACCAAUGACUGAUACGAAAAAGAAAACUAUUAACACUCCUAGUUUAAAUAAGUUAAGAGUGCCAGAAUCUACUUAUUCUGAGCCAACUAGUACUACAGCAGCAAAUGGAUUUAAAGGACUUAAUGAUACUUAUAGUAUUGUAGUACAACAAGUCCAAAAUUUAUCUAGCCCAAAUGUUUUCCGAAUUUUAUUUGAUGAUAAUAGUAAAAAGAUUGAUGGAUUAUUAAGUAAUGAUAAGUCAAAUUUUGACCAAGAUCUUAAACCAUCUCGAACUGUUAAACAAGAAGUUUCAAAAUCCACUCAACGAACUUUUCAAUUAAUAGAAACAACAUCUUCAUCACAAGUUUUUGAAACAACAUCUGAAGAAACAACCGAAAAUGAACCAACAAUAUUUAAGGAGCAACAAGUAACUGAGUCAAAAAGUGAUGUUGAUGUACCCGAGUCACAUCCUGAAAUUGUUUCUAUGCCAGAUCAUCCUGAACCCAGAGCCAGGUAUAUUCUUGGCGUUUUUUGGGAUGUUCAUGUUUAUCUAAUUGCUAUACUUUUUCUGAUAUUAGUAUUCUGUUCAGUGUUUAGUAUAGCAAGGAUAAGAGCAUUUAAAAAAUUACUAACAUGUGGUUAUUUUGUGACUAUACAUGGUUUAUUAAUUAUUAUUGGCUGUGUAAGAAGUGCUUAUUUGUUAUAUGAUCCCUACAAUGUUAAUGGAACAUUAUCUAUCCAGUUAUCUGGUUUAGCUCUAAAUAUAGUAUUUCCACUUUUGUUGACAGUAUAUUCAGUUUUAUUUUUGUUUCUGUUGCGAGCUACUGAUGUGAAGACAGUUUUUUAUAACUUACAAAAAUCAUCACUGUUGGCAAUAUUUAUUAGUUGCUAUAUGGCUUUUUGUAUUAUAGUAUUGUUUUAUUCAGAGGCACAUAUACUUUCAUUGGUAUCUAAAUGUAUUUACAUUUUACUAUGUGUGAUACUUGGAGUUACAUAUGUAUGUCUAUAUAGAUCUAUGACUAAUGCUUCUCUAAGAAAACAAGGAACUAUAUUUGGAGCUAGUUUCCAUGAACAUCGCCCUACUUUGGCUCAUUCUGUACGUGUGACAUUAGCCACUAGUAUGUUGAGUCUUCUGAUGGCGUCAGUUCAGUUAUAUGGUAUGGUUGGUGUUUAUGAAAUGUUAGGUAAAGACCAGCCUAAUCCAUGGUUAUGGUGGGGUUAUCAGUUUUCUGUACGUGUGAUUGAAAUAUCUUCAUGUUUUUUGAUAUUUUGGGCAUCCAUACAGCCACUGAGAUAUACUAGUGAAAAAGAAGCUCAAAAUCAAUCCGGAUUAACAUUAUUCCCUUGUCGUGGUACUGUUUCCCGGAGUGAUCCACCAUCAGAUGACAUUUAUCCAGCCAUCUGCAGUGCCAAUCAAGCUGUUCAUAAUUACACAUUACGAACAGGUAAACAUAUAUAUGAUGAUACAUACUCGAUGGGUGGUCCACCGUUGGCAAACCAUCAGUUGUUUGCGCACACUACCGAAAGGAGAUCAUUAAAACGAAUGGAUGAUGACUCCAGAAGUAUGUACGCAUAUGCUGAAAGAGCAGCCAUACAGCCCUCGCCGUCCAUGUUAGUCGCUGAAAAUGGAUUUGUUAGGUUUAGAUCAUUAGCUGAUGAACGCAAUCCAGAAGAUCAAAUAUAUCCAAUUAAAAUUCAUCAUCACAGGGACAAUUGUUGUACUUAAAAAAUAGACCCUAAAUAAGUUGACUACUCUUUUUUAUUUUUUUAUUUUUGUACAUAGAAUAUUUAUGUAAUUUUUCUGUUUAAAUUUAAUGUGUUCCUUUAGCUUAAAAAACAUUCCAUUAUGUAACAUUUUCAUUUCUUAUUAUUAUUUUUUUUUUUCAAAGACUGCUUUAUUUCUUAGGGGCCAAAAGUAUAAAAAUGUUUGUAUAAUGUAAGAACUUAAAACUCUUAACAUUGUUUUUACUUAAUAUUAUACUCUCUUUUGAACAAAUAAUUUGGCCUAUACUUAACAUGAUUAUUUAAUCCUAAUAAAAGAAAAUUGUCUAGCUUCUUUAUUUUUUUACUAACAUUUCUGUGCCAUUUUUUUUUUUUUUUACAUAGGUACUUACAAAAUGUCUACUUUGGGAUAAUUUUAUAACGUUCAUAUUUUUUAAAUUAUUGUUAAACAAUGAUAUCCGUCCCGGAUAAAUAUUUUUCCACAAAUCCUUAUAUAUUGGUACUCAUGUUAUGAAUUUCUGAUGAAUGUUGGAAUAUUGGCUGCUUAAUGUGAUUACUAAUUAAUUUAAUAAAUCAACUAUCAAGUAUAUGAAUAAUUUUCAUAAAAUUCAAUUCUCUUACUAUUCAGUUUUUUGGUUUUUUAAUCGAUUGUUUAAUAAAAUCAAACCCCUAUGUGGUCAUCUUAAAUGGUAUUUGUUUUAUAUUCUAUUUUUAGUUUCUUUGAUGUUAAUGUUAUUUCUGACGAUAAAUUAACUUGAGUAUCAAUUAUUGUUCAGAUUUUAUGAAUAUUUAGUAGAAAUUGCUUCUUGCCCUAGUUUCAAUUUAUAUUUAUAUUAUGUUCCUUUGAGUUGAAAAGAUAAUUAAAGAAUUUCCCUGUCUUACAGACAAUAAUAAAUCUCAUUAAUAGAUAUAUUAAUAGGAAUGUUUACUAAAAAAAUAUAUAUAGUCGACCUUUAUCAUGUUGUUAUUUACUUAUUGUGAUCAUCCAAAUUAGUGUAUUUAAAUAUUAUAGUAUUUUUAAAUAUAUAUAUUAUAUAUGUAUUGUAUUUGUAUUUUGUAAAUACUUUUUUUUAUAUUCUGUCCUAAG
This is a messenger RNA of Cinara cedri, 3630 nucleotides long. The record is from the annotation of a GenBank genome assembly. Lineage: Eukaryota; Metazoa; Arthropoda; Insecta; Hemiptera; Aphididae.